AAAGCGUGACAAACGUGGGAAUGAAAUCCUGAGCCCUCGCCGGCUAAGGGAAGCGACCUGGGAACUAAGGACAAAAAUCGGCAAGGGUUCGGAAUAGACUUAAAAACCCGAAAGAAACCGAAGACGCUCGUGAUUCAAAGAUGGCAGACGAGAAUGAAUUGGAGAGACAUCGGAUCAACGAGCUCAGGCGACGAUUUUUCCAUGAAAACGGUUCAAACCUGCAGGAUUUUCAUGAGCAAGAUGUAAAACGAGUCCGCGAUGACGAUCAUUGGUUGAGUUGCUUUCUUAAAUCUCGUAAACAGGAAGUAAAUGAUGCGUUACCAGCCUUGGUGGAAUGCGUAAAAUGGAGGAAGUCAUUUGGAGUGAAUGACCUUACAGAGAGAUCUGUUGACCGCAGAUUGCUUGAGGCUGGUUUCCUCUUUCCAUAUAAUCAGGACAAAGAUGGCAACACUCUCGUCAUCUUCACUGGAAAACUUUACAGAAAAGAUCCUCAACAACAUCCAGAAGUAAAGAGACUUCUUGUUUUUCUCUUAGAGAGGCAUGCAAAAAUGUUUCCUGGCCGAAAAAUAACGAUGAUCUUUGAUAUGCAAGAAACUGGUCUAGCACACAUGGACCUGGAAUUUGUAAGAUUUGUCAUUAGUUGUUUUAGGGAUUAUUUUCCUUGGACGUUAGCAUGGUUAUUGGUUGUGGAGUUGCCCUGGAUUUUAUCAGCUGCAUGGAAAAUAGUCAAGUCAUGGUUGAGCCCUGAAGCUGUAAAUAAAAUCAGAUUUUUAAGCAGAGUAGAACUUACAGAGUUAAUUGAUGAAAACAAACUUCUUAUCAGAUUAGGUGGAACAGAUCCAUAUGAAUAUUCAUAUCCACCCACAAAAGAAGCCCUGAACAGCCUUGGUGUUGCCUCUACGGAUAAUGUAGAAGAUGUGCAUAUUGCAAAUGGUUCCUUAAACCAAAGCAUUGAUUUUGAUGACGACAGUUGUGAGGAAACACAGUCCAGUCAACAGCUGUUACAAUCUUAUGAAGAUCGUGAAGAAGCUCCCUCAACACCGACAAAAAAGGUACUUGCCAACUGUUAAUAUUCCCCAGCCUUAUAGUAGUUACAUUUUCCUGGACUUAACACCAGGCUGGCACCUGAAGGUCAUCCAGUCUUAAACAGGGUUGCCACAGGUCAGGAAAUGGCCAGGGAAAAUUCUUCAAGGUCAGGGAAAAGCCAG
This is a messenger RNA of Orbicella faveolata, 1208 nucleotides long. RefSeq names its product motile sperm domain-containing protein 2-like. Gene Ontology annotation, cellular component: endoplasmic reticulum-endosome membrane contact site; endomembrane system. NCBI's taxonomy places the organism in Eukaryota, Metazoa, Cnidaria, Anthozoa, Scleractinia, Merulinidae. The record is from RefSeq and is a predicted model, not a curated record.